This is a messenger RNA of Amphibalanus amphitrite, 3142 nucleotides long. RefSeq names its product potassium channel subfamily K member 6-like. Bases 1106 to 2170 code for a protein of 354 amino acids. Gene Ontology annotation, cellular component: membrane. Gene Ontology annotation, biological process: potassium ion transmembrane transport; stabilization of membrane potential. The record is from RefSeq and is a predicted model, not a curated record. The transcript is spliced from 6 exons. Gene Ontology annotation, molecular function: potassium ion leak channel activity. NCBI's taxonomy places the organism in Eukaryota, Metazoa, Arthropoda, Thecostraca, Balanomorpha, Balanidae.
GCAGUGCUUCGCUCACUCCGUGUGGUUUACUGUGACAUGUGUCCGUGUUUGGCUGUUUCUUUAGGCGCGAUAGUGAGCUUAUCAGUGUUUUGUACUCUGUGUUUGCUUGUGUUCUUAGUGGAGCAACGGGAACGGGUGGGAACGAAAUCGUGUUUUAUUGGCUACAGAGUAUAGUUGAUGGAACGACAAAAAGUGCUUGAGAUGUGACUUAAAUUUUACACGAAAGUCUCUUUACUGAGCAUCCAUUUCCUUCCAUAUUACAUUCGGCCUCAUUCCAAUUAUCUUCGAAAGUUAUAAGGCCUCGGAAACUCCAUGCCAAGCCUCCAGUGUAACCCGUUACCCAUCACCCGGCUCAGGUGCAGGUCACGUGACCGGUCCGGUCCAGGCUCACGCGGAGGAAAAACGGUGUCGACGCGGCGGGACCGCACACACACACAGCGGCACACACACAGACAGACGGACAGACGGACUGCCCGGGUCGGGUGUCGGGUGUCGAGUGUCUGUGGGCGGAGCACUGCCGGUGUCGCACGUCAGUAGCACGUGAGGGUCUUCAGCCGUAGGCACCGGCACCUCAACAGUGAAGAGCCCGAGCGCUUCUGUGAAUGAAGGGCUGGAACGCCUCUACCAUAGCGCUCUGAGGAAAGCGCAACUUCACUGCUGUGACGACGUGUGAAGACGGCGUUAUUGGCCAGGCUUAGUGCCUGAAGCUUUGCAGUGAGCACCGAACAGUGACGUCAUUCUCAGAGACCUCAGUGACGUCAUCGAAAACGGCUGGUCGUGUGUGUGCUCUGAGAGCCCGCUGUUAUCUGCAAGUGACCACACGAUAGCACCUGAGAGGCUCUAGUUGGCGGGCGGGUGAGACCCAGGCCGGCCGUGUAUUGCUGCUGUGACUCCGUGCAUGCACAAGAACCAUUGGAGGACUGUCACACCCGAGUGCUAAUCGAGGGGCCACUCGAGUCUGAUCCGAUCGGCACGGCUCUGUUGGAUGCCGUCUCACUCCGCCUAACCAGGUGUGGUGUCCUCAAGUUGAGCUGCUUCACUAGGAGAGGAUUCAGGGCAUCGGCAGUUAAAACUUCAUACCUCCCAGACGGACUCUUCCCGUACCAUGCACGACCAGCUCUCGAUGGCGACGGGUCACUACGUGCCGCUGGACGACUCGCGUUCGGGCGCGCCACGUGCGCACGUGCGCCGCUGUUUGUGCCUGCGGCGCAGCACGUGCCUGCUGCUGUUGGGCACGUGUCUAUACGUGGCGUGGCUGGCAGCCGGCGCCGCCGUGUUCUCGUUUCUGGAGCAACCCGCAGAGGACAGACUGCGGAGCCAACUGAACGAGCGCAUCAGCCAGUUCCUGGAGGAUAAUCAGUGUGUGCCAGAGUCGGCCCUGGAGGACCUCAUCACGGAGGUGGUGCUCGCCAACAACCGCGGCGUAUCGGCCUCCAAGAACAUCUCCACCGGCUCCAACUGGAGCUUCGGCCAGAGCUUCUUCUUCUCGGCCACCGUGGUCACCACCAUCGGCUAUGGUCACGUGACUCCGCUGUCGGAGGGCGGGAAGAUCUUCUGCGUGGUGUUUGCGCUGAUCGGCAUUCCACUGACGCUGGUCAUCCUGUCGGCCUUCGUGGAGAAGCUGAUGGUGCCCUCCACCAUGUUCCUGCAGUGGCUGAACUCGCGGCUUGGCCACCUGUACCAGCCGUUCAACAUCCGCCUGUUCCACCUGGCGGCCGUGGUGGUGCUGAUCGCCUGCCUGUUCUUCCUGGUUCCGGCGGCCAUCUUCAAUCGCCUGGAACCGGGCUGGUCGUUCCUGGACUCGCUCUACUACUGCUUCAUCUCCCUGACCACGGUGGGCCUGGGCGACUACGUGCCGGGCGACCGGCCCGGCCAGCAGUACCGGCCGCUCUACAAGGUGGCCAUCACAGGUUACCUGCUGGUCGGUCUGGUGAUGAUGAUGUGGCUGCUGACGGUGUUCGCCGAGAUCCCGCAGCUCAAUUUCGGCAUCUGGUUCCUACACCAGUCGGAUGAGACGACCGCCGACCCGGAAAAGAUGCGGCUGUCGGGCGCCUCGGCCGGGCCCAAGUACACGCAGCAGAUGGAGAAUCACGUGAAGGCGACCAGCCGGCCGGCGGAGGAGACGCCCAGUCCGGAGGAGACCACUCCGGUGCACGCCCGGCAGAAGUGAUCCGUCAGCGAUCCUACGGCAGCCGGUGCCCUCCUCGGCAGCCAGUAGGUGGCGCGCCGCACCGGAGACGGCCGGCCUAGGUGGCGCUGCUAUCGCUGAGCGACUGGUCCAGAUGGCGCUUCGGAGGGAGGGGAGGCUUCCGGUGGUGCGCAGCAGAGUGGAACGUCUGGAACGUCUGGACCGUUCCUCGUAUUGAGACCCGCGCGGAGCCUCAAUCACACGACACUGACCUGGUGAUCUCUAUCAGUAGCUGCCGGCGGUGGUCUGACCUGCAGCUGACGGGGGGGGGGGGGGGGGGGGGUCCGGCUAGCCAUCUGGCCGUCGGAACUGCCCCUGGUGCUGGGGCUGGACCGGUGGCACAACGGGCGCUGAUGUCACCCUGAACUGGGGAGAGACUGAACUUGUCUGCGAUCUGAAAGUGGAGCGAGGUGGGACUGGUUCAUGUGUGAGGUUGGAGAUAUUAGUGGAGCUGGAUUAAAUCCAUGGCUGGUGCAGGAAAUGGAGCCGUUCUCAGAGCUGGUGCUGCUACUGUAACGGGCUGUUCAGUACUGCCCCGCCAAGGAGACCGAGUCCGAGUCUGAUAUUAUCGGAUGGACACUGGCCUUGUUCACACCUCUGCCGCCUGGUGUCUGUGGUGUCAGCGAUCACCUAUCACUGAUGGUGUCAUUGCUGUCAGUGGUCGUAGAUGGCUGCCCGUUAGCAUCUGCCAGCCUGAGUGUCGGCCGAUAUCGAGCUCUGCUAUAACGGAUCGAACAGCUAUCGAAUAGGAGGAGACGAGCAGACAAGCUUACCGAACUACCGGCGCCUCUCCGGAAUAUGUCGAGGAAACGGCGACCGAUAGCAUGCCCGAAGCCAGUUCUGCUGGUGUCGAUCUGAGAAUUUGGCGAUUGUGUUUUAUUUUCAAUGCCGUCACAUGCGAUAUUCCUUGUCUGUUGAUGCAUAGUAUGUGUAUGUGUGGCUUAAAAUGGCCGC